Messenger RNA from Polychytrium aggregatum, 1965 nucleotides. RefSeq lists its product as uncharacterized. Bases 161 to 1888 code for a protein of 575 amino acids. The transcript has a single exon. Lineage: Eukaryota; Fungi; Chytridiomycota; Chytridiomycetes; Polychytriales. The record is from RefSeq and is a predicted model, not a curated record.
GCUGGGCUCCUCGGAGACCCAACCAAGAAGCGCCGCUGCAUCCAAUUCGUCCUCGUGCUGCCGGGCAAUCACCCUGCGACUCUGUGGCUGCAGAAAUUCUGCCCUGUGGCAGCCGGUCCACUCAACGGAGCUGCGGACGAGGUCCGGCCAGUUCAUAUGGAUGGACGUUUGCUGCCACCGCCGCCCAUCCGACCCACUGACGUACUGGUUCCUCUGCGACAUCCGGCAAAUGAAGACCAUCCUCGAAAUCGGAUCGGCGCCCAGCUCUGGCUAUGGCUCGCCCGGUUUACCUGGUGUAUCUGGCUUACCUGGCUCGCUCGCCCAGCAAUAUGACGAACCGCUCGGCUGCCUUCCCCCGCCAAUGUGCCAGGACGCAGAUCUGCAAAAGUGUAUCCUGCGCUUGACGCCCUUUGGCACCAUCGACCACAUUCUGCCGUCGUCGUUCCUGGGGUACGGACUCGAUGAAAUCGUCAACCAGUCGGCCAUGAAGUUUGUCCAUCGGCGGGAUGUCCACAAAUUCUGCCGCGGACUCGAUACCAUGUUCAAGGGCGGAUACUGCCGCUUUACGAUGCGCUGGCUGUUGGGUUCCCACGGCCCGGUCGACUCGGGAUACGGCUCAGAGUUCCUCCUGUGCGAGUGUCUCGAGAGCAGAUCGAUGCACUCGGGCAGCUUCUCGGACGGCUCGUGCACUCCUAGUCCCAAUGGUCCCGGCUCAAGAAGCAUCCUCCCAGCCGACGAGAGCACUGGCUCUGCACAAGAGCGAGCUGCCAGGAACAGCAAAUGCCCGAGCUCGCACUGCGGAACUGCACCCGACGGUCUCACAGUCAACUGCAGCUUGGUUGAUGGAACAGUGCUGGUUAGGGCCGAUGCCGCCCAUGAGGACGAUUGCAGCUCAAGCUGCUUCUCGCAUUCUGAUCAUAUUCCGGUGCCGUAUCCAUCGAGCACGAGCACCUCUGCCCAGCAAUACCACCCACACGCAUUAAGACGACGGAGACCCUACCGAUGGGUCGAGGUCUCGGCCGUGCUCUCCCGGGCAGGGCCGCUCUGCGUCCUUACUGAAAUGGAUGCCUGGCGAGCCGAGCAAGAGGAAGCGAGUCUCGACAAUGCCGAUGAUGUUGACGAUGGCGACGGUGUCGAUGAUGACGACGAUAUCAAUGAUGCUGAUCAUGCCGAGGAUGCCGAGGAUGCCGAUGAUGUCGAUGAUGCGAUCGAUCGUAUCGGAGAUCUGGAGAGCGACGAAGAUAUCGACAGCAACGGCGACAUGGACACCAUCGAAGACACUGAUUCUGCCGACGAGAUGGACAGCAGCUACCCUUUCGAUGACGUUGGUGGCCCGACAUCAAUACCAACCCAAGAGCAGCAACCAUGCAACCCGGCAACACCCUCCCCAUCACCCAACCCCAACGGCAAUUCACUUGGGUGUCGGCCCGUGGCAUCUUCCUGUCAGAUGAUCGGCAGUCCAUCCCAACCCGAGACUCAAUGCCAGGAAGCUUGCGUGCAUUGCGGCGCUGCUCCGGAUCGCACCGCAACGUCAACUCUUCGUCUGCCUUUGGAUUUCCUGCGCGAGCAAUGCCGAUCCAUCCAUGCAGCUGCUUCGGAGCAGCUUGGUCUUGGGCUCUCGCACCCUAGGGUCGUCGCUCUGGUCGAUGAUGCAGAGAAGCUUGUCAGCGCGGGACUGCAGUAUCUUGAGCGAUACUAUGUCUUUUGUCGAUCGUGCCUCAGAUGGGCAUUCCUGGGGCGAAUAUCGGAGCUGCUUCGCAUGCAAGGCAGCAGCACAGCCGAUGCACCUCGCACCCGGGUCUGGCUGUCACCGCAGCGACUCUUGCCGGCGUCGGAAAGCAUCACCCGCAGAGCAUACAGUGCGAUGGUGUCGCCUGUGGCAAACUGAUGCUGCAUCACCCGUCUGUUGAAUGGCAGUGCCUGCCUUCUAGAUCAGCCCGAAUAUACCAGCCAUUUAUAAACAGC